GGAAGAAGGCAGAUGGUCUGCGCCGGCAGCAGACUCGCGCCGCGCACGCCUCUCCCCGUUGUCCCCGUCGCCUGCGCUGCUGCACCAUGAGCGCCCCGAGGCAAGUGGUCAACUUCGGGCCCGGGCCUGCCAAACUGCCGCGCUCGGUAUUGUUAGAGAUACAAAAAGAACUAUUAGACUACAAAGGAAUUGGGAUUAGUGUUCUUGAAAUGAGCCACAGGUCAUCAGAUUUUGCCAAGAUUAUUAACAACACAGAGAAUCUUGUGCGGGAAUUGUUAGCCGUUCCAGACAACUACAAGGUGAUUUUUGUGCAAGGAGGUGGGUCUGGCCAGUUCAGUGCUGUCCCCUUAAACCUGAUUGGCUGGAAAGCAGGAAGGUGUGCCGACUAUGUGGUGACAGGAUCUUGGUCAGCCAAGGCUGCAGAAGAAGCCAAGAAGUUUGGGACUGUGAAUAUCGUCCACCCCAAACUUGGGAGUUACACGAAAAUUCCAGAUCCAAGCACCUGGAACCUCAGCCCGGACGCUUCCUAUGUGUAUUACUGCGCCAACGAGACCGUGCACGGAGUGGAGUUUGACUUCAUCCCUGACGUCAAGGGAGCCGUGCUGGUUUGCGACAUGUCUUCAAACUUCCUAUCCAAGCCGGUGGAUGUUUCCAAGGUAGAGCGUAAAAGGGCCUGGUGGGGGAACCCCAGUGUCUUGGAUUUCGUAAGGGCAUUUUAAGAAAUACGAGAACAA
Molecule: messenger RNA, 734 nt
Organism: Leptonychotes weddellii (Weddell seal)
Lineage: Eukaryota; Metazoa; Chordata; Mammalia; Carnivora; Phocidae
Source: RefSeq, a predicted model, not a curated record